AUGUCCAUCUAUAAUACUUCACGUACUAUUAAAGGAAAGAACACAGCAGGACGUGGUACGCCUAUGGCUCGUACUGUUCGUCCAGGUGUUGGUCCUCAACGCAUGCUUCAACAACACCAAUUACAACAACAGCAACAACAGUUACAGCAGCAACAGCAACAAGACAAUUCCUAUAAUGAAUUUGUCCUUGUUUCUACUUCUCAACGCGGCAAAAACCAUGUGAUGGACUUCAAGUCUAGUAAACGUAUUGAACCUAAAGAAUUUGCGCGUCCUGUCAAACUUCAUCGUAAAGAAACCAACUAUGUUCCUUAUAGACAAUACAUUCAAAACUUGAAUGCGGCUAAUGCGGCUGCUGCUGCCGCUACUGCUGCUGCUACUACCAACAAUACACCCAAUGUUGCUGAUGGCAACACUAAACCUGGGGAAGAACUUACUGAAACUAAUGCUACACAACAUGGUCCUAGAACAGGUGCUGAUAUUAGCCUGAUUGCGCCUAUGGGUGGUGCUACUCAUAACAAAAAGAUGCUUUUUAAGAAAAGAACUAAGCAAAUCUUUAUGGCCAAAGAAGAUACUAGAGAACUUAAAGAGCAAGAACACCGUCCUUGGAUUUUAGAAGAUUAUGAUGGUCAAAAUAGUUUUACGGGUACUCUGGAAGGUGGUCAACGUUCUGAUUAUAUGUUCUUUGUCUUGACUAACAAUGGAUUCAAAGUGAUGCCUGUCGAGAGAUGGUAUAAGUUCCAACCCAAACGUAACUUCAAGACAUUAUCAUUAGAAGAAGCAGAAGAGCAGAUCAAAAAGCAACAAAAGCGUGAUGGCAAUCGAUGGAUGAUGUUGAAGCGUGAUAAUGAACAACCUGAAGAAACACCGCGUAAUAAAUUCAAGAUUGUAGAUAAUGAAGAAAAGCAUGCUGGUUCUGAUGAUGAAGCCAAUAGACAAGAUUCUGAUAUGGAUGAUCUUGAUUUUGAUGACGUAUUCCAAGACGAUGAAGAAGGGGCAGCAGAGCAUGAAGUAGAAGACGAAGAAGUCAAAGACAGCAAAGAUCGUGUCAAGAAGGAAAUCAAGGAUUAUUCAAUAGCAGGUGGACAAGCAGAAGACAUUUCGCUUGAUGACAUGAACAAGCUGACUUCAGAAGGCAAACAAAUGCGUAAAUUAGUACGCGAUCUUGAGAAGAAUCGUGCUUAUGAAAGUGAUGAAGAAGAAGGAGAUCCUUAUGCAUCCAGUGCCGAAGAAUUAGAGACAGACAAUGAGGAAGAUGAAAAUGAUUCUGAUAAAGAAAAGAAAUCAACCCCCAUACCACCUAAAAAGAAAGCAACAGCCUUAAACAAGCCUACAUUACCAAAGAAGACACCUGUCAAAAUCAAAAAAGAAGGCAUGUCUAAACCCAUUGGCAGACCUGGUUCUCCUUCUAUCUAUAUGAAGAAGGAAAGAGACGUGUCUCCUUCACCACUUUCCCCUGUACGCCAACAAUCACCUCCUCAGCGUCCUACUCCAGACCCAUCUGCUGGUAAAAAGCGUCGUGCAGAUGAACCACCUAGUACAGAAGUCAACAAACAACGCAAGGUUACCAAUGAAGAUGAAUUGAUUACAGAGCGUGAAGUAGUCGAGACCUUAAGAGGCAAGACAAUGACUACUAAAGAAUUCUUGUAUAAUUUCCGUAAACGUAUCAGAAAGAAUAACCGUAACCGUGAUAUUAUUACGCAAUUGUUGAAGAAAGUGGCCAAGAGUUCUAGGGGGACAAAUGACCCUAGUACACGUACACUUGAACUAAAACCUGAAUAUCAAUAG
This is a messenger RNA of Gilbertella persicaria, 1785 nucleotides long. RefSeq lists its product as uncharacterized. The record is from RefSeq and is a predicted model, not a curated record. Gene Ontology annotation, cellular component: nucleus; transcription factor TFIIF complex. Bases 1 to 1785 code for a protein of 594 amino acids. Gene Ontology annotation, biological process: transcription initiation at RNA polymerase II promoter; positive regulation of transcription elongation by RNA polymerase II. The transcript has 4 exons. Gene Ontology annotation, molecular function: TFIIF-class transcription factor complex binding; RNA polymerase II general transcription initiation factor activity; DNA binding. Lineage: Eukaryota; Fungi; Mucoromycota; Mucoromycetes; Mucorales; Choanephoraceae.